AUGGGUCCUCAAAGGUCGAGCACUGUAAUUCCUGGGAUUUCGCCUGUUUCGAGGGACAAUGAUCUGGAAGAAGUUAGAACUGCUACAUCUAGUGAGAAUGAUCUAGAAACAAAUACUGCUGCUAAUGGAAACAGGGGUCAAAAUGGGGGAGGUAACAUUACUAAGAAGAACUAUAAACAAAGAAAACCUCAAUUGAAAUCAUAUAUGAGGCCAUCAGCCAGUGGAUCUUUAUUACUUGAUGACGACGAAGGUAAUAUAAAGAAUUUAUCUUUCCAAGGUGUCCCCAACUCGGCACGUACUAAUGAUAACAAGUCAAUGAACCAGUUCAUAAAUGAUGAACAAGAUCCUUUGAGCCAUAUUCCAAAACAUGACCUCUUUCGAGCAACAUCCACUGCUCCAACCAAAUAUUCUGUAGAAACAUAUCGCCUGAGGUUGGUAAUUCAAACAAUUUUUAUAACAACCGUUAACGGCAGUGAUAUUAGACUAAUGAUACAACAGAGAAAUGAUACUUCCAUGCCCAAUAACACGUUCCCGAUAGAUAAAUCUAAACGAAGAUCAAUCAUUGGAUCCAUUGAUAGCCAAUUGAAAAAUAACCAUUGGAGGAAAGAAUUCAGUGAUGCCUUCAAGAAAAUAUCAGUCAUUUCAAAACUAAAAUUACAAAUGAAUAACCAAUCACACCACGAUGAUGGUAAGAAUGAACUCACUAUGUCAUCUCCAAGAUUAUCUUCAAAUGUACUGAAUGAUGAAGAUACUCCUACUCAAAUGUUAGCGUCUGAUUUAAUCGAUUCCAUGUUGAGUGGAUGUCCGGCUGCCUUGUUUGCUAGUACUCAAUUCUUGAGAGAUGAACAUGGGAAAAGAAGAGCUCCUUUACUUUUAGCAAUGUUGGACAUCACUGUCAAACCAUUGAAUGGGAUUUCUCCAUUUAUAGUGGAUAGCUUCUCAGAAGAGCCAUCUGAAGAUUAUGAAACAGGAAGGAAUGAUGAUGCUGAUGAUAAUGAAAAUAUUAGCGAUGGUAAUAAUCAUGCUAUGUCCUCGAGAAGGACAAGUUUUUCCAGUAUGUCUACCGCAGUAAGAAAUAAGAUAAUUGAGAAGAAAAAUGAUAAUACAAUGUUUAAAUUAGAAUUAGAAUAUGGGAUUGGGUCGACAAGACAAAAAUGGUCAGUAGUAAAAAGUUAUCAAGAAAUAAAUGCAUUACAUACUAAUUUGAAGCUUGUUUCUCUUCAACAAGUAGCUGUUAAUAAGCUAUCAAUUGAAAGUAACCAAUUCAGGAAAAUCAGAUUACCUAGUUUCCCAAAAUUUCCUAAAAAUACAUGGAGAAAAAAUCAUCAUCUUGAAAAAAAUGGAGUCCCGAUCGAUCCAGGCUUUUCAAAUGGAUUGAGAUCCAGAAUGCAAUCUAGGACAACAUUACAAGCUGAUACUGACGAGAAUAAUUCAGCAAGUUCAUCACUAAUCUUUUUCGAUAUAAAUAAAAUCAAAAUGAAACAUUUACAAGAUCUCAUUAGAGAACCAGACGAUGAGUCACAACCAAUGUAUAUAAGGUUGGAACGAUAUUUGAAAUUAUUAAACCUCGCAUUAUGUUUAAGGCCACAAGCUAAUCGACUCUGUGAAUUUUAUGAAUUCUCACCUAUUGGGAACUUAUUAAGCUAUGAAAAUGGGUACCAGGGUAAAGAAGGCCCCAUGAUUAUUAGGUCUACUGCGAAAUCACAAGGUUGGAGAGUAUCACAUUUUAAUGCACAUGAUUUUAAAGAAAUGAUUGAGAGACAUACGGAAAAAUGGUUUUUAGUGCGACAUUCUUAUAUUACGUACGUUUCAGACCUAUGUUCUACCACUCCAUUAGAUGUAUUCCUUGUGGACUCUAAAUUUAAAAUAAAAUGUUCAGGCUUAGAUAAGCGGAAAACUGAAGAAUUAAUACAACAAGAUGUGGAUUGGAAUAAAGAAAGUUCAAGGAAAUUCUCAGUGAAAUUAUUAAUAACUCUAGAAAAUAGUGAAAGAAAAUUGAAAGUGAUUUGUAGUUCUGAAUAUUCAUUAAGACAAUGGAUGAGAUCAAUCAAUUAUAUGUCCAAAUCGACAAUUUGGUCCCAAGUGCACAGAUUCAAUAGUUUUGCUCCCGUAAGGAAGAACUCCUUUUGUAAAUACUUAGUGGAUGGUAGAGAUUAUUUUUGGGCACUAAGUGAAGCAUUAAACAUGGCUAAAGAUGUUAUCUAUAUCCAUGAUUGGUGGUUAUCACCAGAACUAUACAUGCGUCGACCAGUUAAUGGGAAUCAACAAUAUAGAAUCGAUAGAAUUCUGAAGAAAUGUGCAGAAAGUGGGAUUAAAAUUUUUAUUGUCAUUUAUAGAAAUGUCGGUAAUACUGUAGGAACUGAUAGUUUGUGGACUAAACAUUCUAUGUUAGGUUUACAUCCAAAUAUUCAUUUAAUUCGUUCUCCAAAUCAAUGGUUACAAAAUACGUAUUUCUGGGCACAUCAUGAAAAAUUUGUAGUCAUUGAUCAUACUAUUGCAUUUAUGGGUGGAAUUGACCUUUGUUACGGGCGUUACGAUACCCCGGAGCAUGUUCUACGGGAUGAUGCUACUGGUAUUAAAGAUCAAAAUUUCCCUGGGAAGGAUUAUUCAAAUGCAAGAAUUUGUGAUUUUUAUGAGCUCGAUAAACCGUUCGAAUCAAUGUAUGAUAGGAAUGUGAUACCAAGAAUGCCAUGGCAUGAUGUUCAUAUGAUGAUGGUUGGUGAACCUGCAAGAGAUUUAUCUCGGCAUUUUGUUCAAAGAUGGAAUUACUUGUUAAGAGAAAAACGUCCUAGUAGGCCAACACCAUUACUGACACCUGCCAAUGAUUUUACUGCAUGCGAAUUAGAAAGAUCACCAUUUUUCAAAACUUUGAAGAAAAGGUCAACGUGCGAAGUUCAAAUAUUGAGAAGUGCGGGGAAUUGGUCUCUAGGAUUAAAAGAAACUGAAAAAUCAAUUCAAAAUGCAUACUUGAAACUAAUUGAAACAAGUCAACAUUACAUAUAUAUUGAAAAUCAAUUUUUCAUAACAACUUCUACUUGGGAUGGCGUAAUUAUCGAAAAUAAAAUUGGGGAUGCAAUAGUAGAUAGGAUCAUUCGGGCUAACAGUGAAGGUGCAGAAUGGAAGGCCUUCAUUAUCAUUCCAUUAAUGCCAGGUUUUGAUUCUCCAAUUGAUCAACCAGAAGCAUCAGCUUUGCGGGUUAUUAUGCAAUGUCAAUAUCAAAGUAUAUCUCGUGGGGAAACGUCAAUUUUUGCGAGAUUAAGGAAAUUAAACAUUGAUCCUGUACAGUAUAUUCAAUUUUAUUCACUAAGGAAAUGGUCUACAAUUGGUACCGAGGAAAAAUUGGUUACUGAACAACUAUAUGUUCAUGCAAAACUGCUGAUAGUUGAUGAUAGAAGUUGUAUCAUCGGAAGUGCCAAUAUCAAUGAGAGAUCACAAUUAGGGAAUAGAGACAGUGAAGUAGCUGCUAUUGUGAGGGAUACUGAUCUAAUAAAGACUAAGAUGAAUGGCGAAGAUUAUUAUGCAGGAAGGUUUGCGUGGGAACUACGGCAGAGACUAAUGAGAGAACAUUUGGGUUGUGAUGUUGAUUUGGUCGAGAUUGUAGAAAGACAAUUCGGAAGGUUAGAGAAAUUAGCAAAAGAAAAUUAUAGAACGUUGCAUACAUUGGAUACCAAGAAAAAGUCCUCCAAGUAUAACAAAGAAGAUAAAAUAACGUCUUCCAUGAUUGAACUGGCAUAUCGUGAAGUGUUUGACGUCGAUUAUAGCUCUUCAUGGUCGAAUAUAUACCACAGAGAUGAUAUUACGGAAGAUGAACAAGGAGGUGGAAAGAGAGGUUCCUAUGUUUCCUCAAGUAAAUUUGGUAUAAAUUUAGAAGAAUUUAUGAAAACAACGUCAGAAGUUGAGGCGUAUGAUGAAGUGUGCAAUGUUUUGGAUUCGUUAGAAGAAGAAAUUGGCAAUAAGAAAAUGGAAUUACCAAUUAGAAACACGAGGGGACAAACACAAACAGAUCCGCCGGUACCUUUACAUUCUUUCAAUUUUAGAGCUGGCACAGCAAACCUUGGAAUCAGAGACAACAAAUCUAUAAGUGCAGAUCCCAGAUUGAUUGGAAAUAAAGUACAUACUGCAGAUGUUAGUGGUGAUGGUCCGGAUGGAUGGAAUAAAGUUACAGAUGAAUUCAAGGAAUCUGUUACAGAGCAGCUGAAAGAUUGGGCACUAAAGGCAUUAUCAAGUAGAGUCAUAGAUGAUAAAGAAAAAUCCAAGACUGAUUUACGCUAUGAGGCAUCGUUUGAUUUCUUACCAGAUAAAAGGGAUAUUGAAAAGUACCUUAAUUGUCUAGAAAUAUCCGAUAUCAAAAAAUGGGAUAUGUUGAAAAGGAUUUGUUAUUUACAACGUUUAUCAUACAAAAUUAAAGUACUUGCUGAUUCCAAGACGAAUGUGAGCAAUGAAGAAAAUACUAGUACCAACUCCAGUUCAGAACAAUCAGAUAAUAGGACAGACCCAGGCAGCUUAGGAGAGUUAGAUGAUGAUGCUGUAGAUGAAUUAUUGUCACAAAUCACACCGUCUGUUACGAACAACGAGGAUUUUGACAGGCGAUUGUUGAACCUAAAAUUUGUUGAUCCUUAUUGUUUCGGAGAUCCAUUAGCUGAAACGUUCUAUGAUGAUGUAUGGACAGCAAUUGCAUUAAGAAACACAUUGAUCUUUAGAUUUGUUUUCCAUUGUCAACCUGAUAACGAUGUACAGACUUGGAGAGAUUAUAAAGAAUUUAACAAAUUAUCCCAAGAAUUUAUUGAUGAACAGAACAAAUCUAUCGAAACUGCAUUGGCAAUGGAAAAAUCAAAUGAGUCAUCUACCAAAUCAGGUUCUACGAAUUCUGAUGACUUACCAAUUCCAAAAGAAUCAGAUAGAAAUGUUAACAAAGGAGAAAAACUUAUUGAUGUUCCCGUAAACAAAACUGUACCAAGGGAUGAUGAGAAUGAGAAAGCAACCACGAACAAAGACUUAGAGGAGAAGUCUAUGAACGCAUUGAAGAAGAAAACAGUCUCAAGAUUAAAAAUGCGAUUCUCUAACAGUUUAUUGUACGGAUUUAAACAAAGAACCUUUGAUAGACAUACAUCUCGUAGAUUACUUGAAAGAGUACAUGGCAAUUUAGUGAUAUUUCCAACAGAGUGGCUAGCUAAAGAAGUCGAAUCUAAAAAUUGGUUUUAUAGUGCUGAUAGAUUACCACCAAUCGAAAUAUACGAUUGA
Naumovozyma dairenensis CBS 421 is the source of this 5241-nucleotide messenger RNA. RefSeq names its product phospholipase D (gene SPO14). NCBI's taxonomy places the organism in Eukaryota, Fungi, Ascomycota, Saccharomycetes, Saccharomycetales, Saccharomycetaceae. Gene Ontology annotation, molecular function: phosphatidylinositol binding; catalytic activity. The transcript has a single exon. The coding region runs from base 1 to 5241 and encodes 1746 amino acids. The record is from RefSeq and is a predicted model, not a curated record. Gene Ontology annotation, biological process: cell motility.